AGAGAUCAGCUGUUCAUUGUUUUGCUCGCCGAUUUAAGAGGACAUCGGCAAAAAUGCUGCGAAAACUAUUAUUUAACACCCAAGCUGUAUUAAAACAAAACCCAAACUUACAUCACAUAAGGCACUUGGCAACGCCCAAGAUAUUGCAGCUUGAACAAAUUCACAUCGAUGAAGCCAUCAAAAUAGAACCCACGUUAUCUGUAUUCUCACCUAAAAUCUGGCGAAGGGCCCAUCAAACUUUUCAAAACCACGGUUUGGAAACAGUGAAUUUCCUUAGAAUAGUUACCGGUAACCCCGCGAUUCUGAAAAGAACGCCGGACAAAAUAAUAAGCAGCCUGGAAAUCUGGAGAGCCUGUCAAUUCGGCGAGAAUCUACUGCACCUGCUCCUUACAAAGUACCCCGAGUUACUGGACGUAAGCGACUCCCACCAAUUACUUUCCCACAUCGGCUUUCUUAAAAGUCGCGUCUCCACCAGCAAAAAUGUGUGGAAGUGUUUGAUGAACAGUCCGGAUUUGGUAGCACAAUCUGAGAUAUGUGUUGAGGAGAAACUGAACUUCAUCAUAGACGUGAUGCGCAUUGAGGUGCCGGAGUUGGUUAAAUCAGCAGCCCUCACAUUGACCUUCGAGGAGCUGCGUUGUCGCCACCAGUUUCUGCUUCGUUUGGGCCUCUUUAAGCCACGACCUCCAAAAGCCGAUCCAAAUGAGCCGACUACGAACCCCAAACUCUAUCAGAUUACGGAUACUUCCGAGAAGAGUUUUGCCACAAAGAUUUGCCACGUCACCCUGCCGGAAUACGAAGCCUUCAAGGAUCUCUACGCCAAGGAACUGGAGCAAAAGUCUAGAAGGAAGGAGGAGGAUGAGCUUAGUGAUGAAGAUGACUAAGGUUACGUUUAUUAUGGUUAUAUUUUGUGCCAUCAAAUAAACGCUGGUAAAAAUAGGAGAUUUUAAGUAUAGCUUGUUAGAUCCUUUAAAAAGAUUUUAAUUCAUAAAAAUAUUCAACUUGUUAGCGGAAAUGCAAGUAAUUAAUAUAUCGACUACAUAUGCAACGAA
Drosophila sechellia is the source of this 1049-nucleotide messenger RNA. RefSeq lists its product as uncharacterized. Bases 54 to 881 code for a protein of 275 amino acids. NCBI's taxonomy places the organism in Eukaryota, Metazoa, Arthropoda, Insecta, Diptera, Drosophilidae. Gene Ontology annotation, biological process: regulation of DNA-templated transcription. The record is from RefSeq and is a predicted model, not a curated record. The transcript is spliced from 2 exons. Gene Ontology annotation, molecular function: double-stranded DNA binding.